Messenger RNA from Thalassophryne amazonica, 1490 nucleotides. Its product is annotated as exportin-7-like. Gene Ontology annotation, biological process: protein export from nucleus. Gene Ontology annotation, molecular function: small GTPase binding; nuclear export signal receptor activity. Gene Ontology annotation, cellular component: nuclear pore; cytoplasm. The transcript has 9 exons. The coding region runs from base 33 to 1490 and encodes 485 amino acids. The record is from RefSeq and is a predicted model, not a curated record. NCBI's taxonomy places the organism in Eukaryota, Metazoa, Chordata, Actinopteri, Batrachoidiformes, Batrachoididae.
CGGGCAGAGGGAGUUACGUGAAAUGGAGAAAAAUGGCGGAUCAUGUGCAGGGCCUUGCCCAGCUUGAGAUCCUGUGCAAGCAGCUGUAUGAGACCACUGACACAGUCGUCCGACACCAGGCAGAGAAAGCUCUGGUAGAAUUCACCAACAGUCCCGACUGUCUCAGCAAAUGUCAGCUCCUGCUGGAACGAGGCAGUUCAUCGUACUCUCAGCUGCUUGCCGCCACCUGUUUGUCUAAACUGGUAUCUCGAACCAGCAACCCUCUGCCCCUUGAGCAACGCAUUGACAUUCGAAACUAUGUAUUAAAUUAUCUGGCAACGCGGCCAAAGCUAGCAGCCUUUGUGACUCAGGCCUUGAUCCAACUUUAUGCCAGGAUCACCAAACUGGGCUGGUUUGACUGCCAGAAGGACGAAUAUGUCUUCAGGAACGUCAUUGGAGAUGUGACGCGCUUCCUACAGGAUAGCGUUGAGCACUGCAUAAUCGGAGUUAUGAUUCUGUCCCAGCUGACCAACGAGAUCAAUCAGGCCGACACUACGCAUCCUUUGACCAAGCAUAGGAAGAUAGCAUCAUCCUUCAGAGAUUCCUCCCUCUUUGACAUUUUCACUCUCUCCUGCAAUCUUCUCAAACAGGCUUCAGGGAAAAACCUCAACCUGAACGAUGAGUCUCAACAUGGCCUGCUCAUGCAGCUGUUGAAGCUCAGCUACAACUGUCUCAACUAUGACUUCAUAGGAACUUCAACAGACGAGUCCUCAGACGACCUGUGCACUGUACAGAUCCCCACCUCCUGGAGAUCAGCGUUCCUUGAUUCCUCCACCCUGCAGCUCUUCUUCAAUUUAUAUCAUUCCAUCCCGCCGUCCCUGUCGCCGCUGGUAAGUCGACACGUGCAGCACAGCAAUCACAUCUCUUUGUUUCUGUACCCGGCCUACAGACAAGAACUCAAGCAGUCGACCCCUGUCACCAGACAGGUUAAACUAUGGACACCAGAGGCUGAGAACACUCUACAGGGCUGUUUUGCCACAACUGACUGGGAUGUUUUCAGAGCUGCAGCCACCCGAGAGGACUCCUCCGUCAGUAUAGAAGACUAUGCUGAGUAUGUGACUGGGUAUAUCAGCACUUGUGUUGAGAACAUCGUACCCACCAUACAAGUGAGGAAGUUCCCCAACCAGAACCCCUGGGUAAACAGACAGGUGCUGCACUUGCUGCGUACUUGCACUGCUGCUUUUAGAUCUGGCAACGAAGCCGAGUACAAGGCUGCGCAGUACAGAGUGGAGAAGGCCAUAAGAGCGGCCAAGAGACAGCACAGAGAGAAGACGGAGGACUUCUACUCUAACGCUGACCCCAGGAGAAUGUGGCAAUGUCUGGAUCACAUCACAGACUUCAGGACCAGCUCCAGAACCACCACAAUCAGCUUGUCGGACAGCCUGCCAGACGACCUCAAUGGCUUCUACACCCGCUUUGAGAGCCCCAUCCCCACCACCUCUAUAGAAUAA